This is a messenger RNA of Tripterygium wilfordii, 630 nucleotides long. RefSeq lists its product as uncharacterized. NCBI's taxonomy places the organism in Eukaryota, Viridiplantae, Streptophyta, Magnoliopsida, Celastrales, Celastraceae. The transcript has 6 exons. Bases 163 to 537 code for a protein of 124 amino acids. The record is from RefSeq and is a predicted model, not a curated record.
CUGAUAUCCAAUUCUUGAUCUCCAGACUGUAGAGUUCUCCCCGUCGUCUGUUGCCUGUCUUCAUCGUUCUCAAGAAGCUCGUGUGGAUUCACUCGGAAACAAUAAAUCGAUGACUUCAGCUUGUCUUUUAGGGAUGACGUAUGAAAAUCUCAUCUAAUAGGAAUGGCUGUUCGGGGUUGCUGGUUGGAGUCAUUUUCUUUCCAAUAUGGUGGGCCCAUGUAUUUGCUUAAAUUUGAGAAAGCACUGAAUGAGACUGUUGAUGUUGUUCUCGACCAUCAACAAGAUGCAAAGAAGCAUGGGCAGGCGAAAGGAAAUGAUAUUCUCGCCUCGGUGAGAGUUAUUGGGAGAAGCACCAAUUGCUUGCAAAGAGAAGGUCACAGAACUAGUAACUACUGGUAUAUAUACUUUCCAUUGAAGGUGAAGAUGAAAACUUCUGCUUUCUGCUUCCAACGCUUUGUCAAAUCACAAUGGAAAUUGAAGGAUGUAAAGGUCUGGCUUCUUUGGGAGGUUAUAAAGCUGUUGUGGAAUGCCUUAUAAGAUUGAUUUGGCCACCACAUCAUGUGGUUGCGGACUAUAGCUGCAUUUUUAUGGCAUGUGAGUCUGUGACACAAUGAUGAACCUUCUGUUGAA